CCGAAGCUUCUCUCCUCUCCUGCCGCCUUCUCCGCCAUGGCCGAACCCGAGGCCCUUCCGAACCCAGAUCCUAAGACCAAGAAGCCAGCUCUCUGCGAGGAGUGCGGCUCCAAUCCAUGGAAGUACCGCUGCCCGGGCUGCUCCCUCCGCACCUGCAGCCUCCCCUGCGUCAAAUCCCACAAGCAGCGCACCAGUUGCACCGGCAAGAGGAAUCGGACCGAGUUCGUCCCCCUCUCCCAGUUCGACGACGAUCGCCUCAUCUCCGAUUACAACUUUUUGGAGGAAACGAAGAGGGUGGCGGACUCGGCCCGUCGGAUGCUCGCCGAGUUCCGGGAGGGGUUCAGGUUUAAUAAGAUGCCGGUGAGGCUCCGGCUGCUCCGGAAUGCGGCCUACCGUCGGAGGAUUCGGCUUCUGAUUCUCCCGCCUGGCAUGUCGAAGAGGGAGAAGAACCAGUCGAGAUACGAUCAGAGGAAAAAUUGUAUCUCUUGGACACUUGAGUGGAGGUUUCACUUGACAGAUAUCAUCCUAAUUGACCACAGCGUUGGUGAAAAUGUGAGUUUGUCUUCUGUCAUCGAGAAACAUCUAGCACCUAGUCCAUGGAACAAUCAGUUGAGGCCAUUUUGCAAUGUACACUUGGAUGAUUUGAAGUUUUUCCUUCGGAAGAAUGCUAAGGGAAUCAAGUCACCAUUUCGUCAGUUGAACAUAAAGGCUCCUGUAGGCCUGCAACUGAAGGAUUCUAUUAUCGUAGAGUAUCCUGUGAUAUAUGUUUUUCUUCCUUCACACUGCUACAACUUUGAAGUCGAGAAGGACAUGAGGUCAUUUAGUAAGAAUGAGAAACCUCUUGAUUCUCCUGGCAGCAACCAAAUCCCAAAGGGUACUUUAUUUAGAGAGGAGGAAAUAGAAGAAGGUGAGAUGCUUUCAGACACUAAGGUUGUGGAUCUGAGGGAUCACAAAAUUUUAGAGCCUUGUAAUAAUACUCAAAUUCCUAAGAAUGUGACUAUAUCUGAGAAAGAAGUCAUUUGCCCCAGUAGGCAGAUGUCAGGUGCAGUUGCUGAAGAUUUAAAACCUAUUUCUAGCGGUAAGUGUGGAGCAAAUGUGGAGGAAAGUAAUAGACAUUCCAGUAGUGGUGCAAAUCUGAAGAAUUUUCCUGAGGAGGAAAUAUUUGACUUUCAGCAGGAAAUGAAAGAUGCUUAUUCAGACCUUAUUGGGGAAAUAAAUCCUGAUGAUUUUCUGUGCUUGGACGGUGGGUACGGUGAAGAAGAUGAAUCAGAAGAAAGAAGGAAGAAUCCCCUGGGUUCUGGUGGAGAACUAUUUAUGGAAGAGGCAUUAGAAGAAGGGGAGAUCCCAACUCCCAAUUAACUGAAGAUACACAAUUAUAUUCUAGAGCAAGAAGCAACAUCAUAAUUCUGAAUUAGGACUGCUAUUGAAGCAAUUGUAUCUUUUGAAAUCAGCUCAUUUUGGUUUGAACUUUCUUCUGCUAGCACUAAUAACUGCAAUAGCAACCUCUGGAUUCUGGAUAUGACUGCAGCUUCUGUUUUAAGGAACAUAAAGUGAAUUAACAUGGUUAUGACAAAUAGAGAUCCAAUACUUGAUGCAGAUCACAAUUUAGCACAUCAAUGUGUGUUAUCCAUAUUCACCAGCAGGACAGUCACACUCUGAAUCAAAAUGGCGGUGGUCAUUCAUCUGUAGCUUGCAGUUUGUUUAUUAUCUGGCACUUAUAGGGGCGUAGUUGUGGUUCAGUUGCUUCUUGUUUGAUACUUCCAGCCUUCGCAUGACAACUCUGAGAUUGCUUUCCUGUCAGCAAUUUCGCUGCUGUGUCUCUGCUAGGGAGUUUGAGGUUUGGUGAGAACCAUCCGCUUACUUCAUGGCAUAUUGUGACGAAGUAUUCUGAGAAAUAUAUUUAUCUUAAUGUUGAUAUAGAUACAGCUUUACUAUUGCAUUUUUUUUAUCGGUUACUUCAGUUCUGUUAAUUUUUUCACUACAAUUUCUAAGAUGGCUUUUUAUAGCUUCAUCAAUGGGCCAUAGGCAAGAUGAAGUAUUCUUUGGGGGGUUCCUUAAUGUGCAGAUGGAAAAGUUGGUGAUGCAUCCACAUAAUACAAUGCUCCAGUUCAUCUGGCUACAGUUGUCGGACAUCAGUUGAGCAAAUAAGAGACUAUUUCCCCCUUUUUUUUUGAUAUAAUGCUCCAGAGUCCACUGUGAUUGUCCCUCUACCACUCGGAAGGCAUCUUCUACAUGUUUUCUAAUGGUUUAACAGAUUCCAUCUGAUGGUUAUCAAUCUAUUUCACAUCCUCUCUUCAGAAUAUAUGCGUCGAUCCAUCCAGGAAGCCACGACAAUUGGCAUCUCUUGCAGUUAAAAGCUUGUAAUUCUCUUCAAAAAAAUAAAGGGGAUACUUCUCUCUUCACUUGAGAACUAGGAGUUUGAUAUGUUAUUUCUCUAUAACUUCUUUUUAGCUCUCUCACUUGUUUUUUAACAACCUAAUGAAAACGGCAGAAUAGAGUUUUUGGAUUUUA
Molecule: messenger RNA, 2511 nt
Organism: Phoenix dactylifera (date palm)
Lineage: Eukaryota; Viridiplantae; Streptophyta; Magnoliopsida; Arecales; Arecaceae
Biological process (GO): maturation of LSU-rRNA from tricistronic rRNA transcript (SSU-rRNA, 5.8S rRNA, LSU-rRNA); box C/D snoRNP assembly; snoRNA localization
Cellular component (GO): pre-snoRNP complex; nucleus
Source: RefSeq, a predicted model, not a curated record